AUGCCUCAUCGUUUUGAGCUCGCUUCUUCCAACCGUGCUGGUUGCCAGAACAAAGAGUGCAAGGAUGCCAAGGAAAAGAUCCCCAAGGGCUCUCUCCGCGUAGGCUCCUGGAUUGAUAGCGAGAAGAUUCAAGCCUACAUGUGGCGCCACUGGGGCUGUACCACUCCUCGCGUGAUCGAAAACAUCAAGAAGGAGUGGCAGGAAAACUGCUCCGAGGACAAGCCUGACUACUCUCUCCUGGAUGGCUACGAUGAGCUCCCCAAGGAGCUCCAGGAGAAGGUUCGCCGUGCUCUGGAGCAGGGCCACAUCGAUGAUGAGGACUGGAAGGGACGCAAAUUUGGCAUUUUUGAUAAGAUCAUUUCCACUGACAAAUCGUUUCAGGAUGCUGAAAUGAACAAACCUGGUGCUCGCUUUUUCCGUGUCCCAGUGAGUCGCGCGAAGGGCAACAAAGAUGCCAGCAAGGCUGAGGACAAGCCCACCAAGGCUGAAGACGAGCCCAUCAGCCCCGAACUUGAGGUCAAGACUAAGACCGAAGCUAAAGAUGAAGUUGAUGCUGAAAUCAAGGAAACGACCAAGGGAAAGGCUCAGGUGAAAGCCAAGGAUGAAGCCAAGAAUGGAGAGGUCAAGCCUAAGAAGGCCCGUGCCAACAAUAAGAAUGACACUGCCGCUACUGAACCCGACUCAAAGGCCGAAGAGAAGACUCAGUCUACCAAGAAAGCUCCGAAGAAGCCUACCAAGAAGGAAGCCGAUGGUGAGGAGAAGGAGAAGCCAGCCAAAAAGACCCCAAAGCUGAAUGCCAAGGUGGCUACUCCUGCUGCUACUGCCGAUGACGAAGCUAAGCCAGCACAGCGUGGCCGUCCCACCAAGAUUAACAAGCGCAAGACUUCCGAUACAGAGCCUACCGAAGAGGCGCCUACUAGUAAGCGUCGUGGCAGACCCGCCAAGGACCCAAAGGUCCAAGCUGAGCCGAAGAAAGUUGUUCCGAAGCCAGAUGUUCCGUCUCGCGCGCAGCGCGCUGCACGCCGGAAUGCUGUUGAAGCUCCUACUGAUGACGAGUAA
This is a messenger RNA of Penicillium verhagenii, 1059 nucleotides long. RefSeq names its product PARP-type zinc finger-containing protein. Bases 1 to 1059 code for a protein of 352 amino acids. The transcript has 5 exons. The record is from RefSeq and is a predicted model, not a curated record. Lineage: Eukaryota; Fungi; Ascomycota; Eurotiomycetes; Eurotiales; Aspergillaceae. Gene Ontology annotation, molecular function: zinc ion binding; DNA binding.